Molecule: messenger RNA, 474 nt
Organism: Xenopus tropicalis (tropical clawed frog)
Lineage: Eukaryota; Metazoa; Chordata; Amphibia; Anura; Pipidae
Product: small proline-rich protein 2B-like
Exons: 3
Coding region: 43-297 (84 amino acids)
Source: RefSeq, a predicted model, not a curated record
UCUCCAAGUGUCUCAGAAGAUACUACUGAACAAACACCAGUCAUGUCUGGAAUCAAAGGAGGCCGCAGCCACUGCCAUCAGAAGACUUACUGCCCAGAUCCAUGCCAUCCACAUGUUGUCUGCAAAGAUCCAUGUCACCCACAAGUUGUCUGCAAAGAUCCAUGCCAAUCAACCAUAUGCUGUGACCCCUGCCAACCUGCCCAUCAUUUGCAUUGCCAGACUGUGCAUUGUACCCAAAAAGUUUACUGUGACCCUUGCAAUCCCUGCCAACCUUGCCAGUUCUAUGGAAAGCGCUGAGUAUUCCCACCUUUUCAGUAGAACCUGAGCAUUCAUCAGUCCGGCAAAUGCCUUUACUUCUUCCAAUCCUCUACUGUUUGCUUAUCCUGUCAUAGCUCUCUUAGACCAAAUUGCUUGUCUCCUGGAUUGAACUAUCCUGUAGUCACUGUUACAUUAAAUUAUUUUACUUUGGCUCAA